Messenger RNA from Delphinapterus leucas (beluga whale), 2589 nucleotides. The record is from RefSeq and is a predicted model, not a curated record. NCBI's taxonomy places the organism in Eukaryota, Metazoa, Chordata, Mammalia, Artiodactyla, Monodontidae.
AAAAGUGGCAUCAUCCCCAUUUCACAAACGAGGCUUAGAUGGGAGAUAGACUUGUAUGCCGGCUAAUACAGUGUAGACUUGGAGUGGAACCCUGGGCCCCUCACUGCCUCUACUGGAAUCCAAGGGGGACCCUCAGACCCUGUUCUCAGAGCAUUUCACUCUGGCACAUGGACAGUAAGUGCUCAGUGAAUGGGGGCUCUCAGUGGGCGAGGCCAGGGCACGAACACUGAAGGAUGCAUAGCUACACAGGGCUAUAUACCCUCCGUGCUGGUGCAGGGCCAUUGGGGUUCCUGGAGGAGAACCAUCGUUGUGGUUUGGGUCCCUCCCAGGCAGGGGGGCUCUUGACGUAUUCAGACCACUUCUGACUGGGACCUGCUGACUUCUCACCGCGAGCUGUUAGCCAAGGCACAGAGAUGGGUGAGAGCAAGGGACACCUCAGGUGCCCAGGGUUCCAGCAGCCAGACUGGGAAGGGGACCCGAUCCCACCGCCCUUCUCCCUUCUCCUUCUGCCAUCCCCCUUCCCCCAGCCUCUCUGAUUCAUGCAGUGAAUCAGUGACAGGAAAGAGCCCUUGGCCUGCUGGUAAUGCCAUUAGUAACCCCCUAAGGGAAAGGGGAAGUGGAGAGGGAAGGGGAAAGGUGAGCCAGCCCAGCUCCCUCAGGCCAGAAGGCCGCAACAGGGCUGCUGUGUCUUGCCCUUAACCCCACCCUGACCCCACUACCUCCAUCUGAGAUGCAGGUGUCUAGGAGCCUGGCUGACCAGAAGCACCGGGGGCAUUCUCCCCAGACCUACUGAAUGGGAAAGUCAGCGAGAGAAACUCUAGAAUCUGUACUUGUAAAAAUGCAGCCCUCCCCCAUGAUGCUGUAGUCAGGUGGUUGUAGGGGCCCUGACUCACCCUGAUCAGGGUGAUAUGGGGGUAUCACCAAGGGGAAGCAUCAGCUAUGAAUGAACCAGGAGCCGAAAGGGGUGCUGUUUCCUUUAAGGUGACGUUCUGUACUUGUAAACAAUUUUGUUUUGGAAAGCUUUCCAGCAGUUCCCUGUGUGAAUUUUCCAGGAGGCUUUGGAACAUCUGGGGUAUGUUCUUUCUUUUAAGUCACAGGUUUAAACGGGAAAGAGAAAAUUUUCCAUGCCGGCAAGAGGGAGGCAUCUAUUGCAGGGCAGCGUCCAGGCCUGUGUCUUCUGCAGGGUCUGAGCUGAGCACUGGGUGGGCUGGUGAGGAGGCCCCGCCCCCUCUGGCCGGUUCCCAUUCUUCUGCUCUUCUCCAUCAGGAUGUGAAGAUCUUCCGGGCCCUGAUCCUAGGGGAGCUGGAGAAGGGGCAGAGCCAGUUCCAGGCCCUCUGCUUCGCCACCCGGCUGCACCACAAUGAGAUCAUUCCUAGCGAGGCCAUGGCCAAGCUCCGACAGAAAAAUCCACGGGCAGUGCGGCAGGCUGAGGAGGUGCGGGGCCUGGAGCAGAUGCACAUGGACGUCACCGUGAACUUCAGCCAGGGGGGCCUGCUGAGCCCCCAUCUCCGCAACGUGUGUGCCGAGGCCGCGGAUGCCAUCUACACCCGCCAGGAGGACGUCCGGUUCUGGCUGGAGCAAGGUGUGGACAGCUUCGUGUUCGAGGCCCUGCCCAAGGCCUCAGAGCAGAUGUUGCUGCCUCGCUGUGGGCAGAUGGGGGACCGCGGGAAGCCCUGCGUCUGCCGCUACGGCCUGAGCCUGGCCUGGUACCCCUGCAUGCUCAAGUAUUGCCACGGCCGUGACCGCCCGACGCCCUACAAGUGUGGCAUCCGCAGCUGCCAGAAGAGCUACAGCUUCGACUUCUACGUGCCUCAGAGGCAGCUGUGCCUCUGGGAUGAGGACCCCUAGCCGGCUCGGGAUGAGGGCUGGUCCCGGAGACAGCUGCUGGGGGCCCACUGCUCCUCCCCCAGCCGCCAGAGGGCGUGGCCACCCCCAACCGAGGCCUUAUUGCUGUUCCUUCCCUCCUAAUCCCGGAGCCUCUGGCCCCCGACUUGUCACUGUGAAAAGGGGUGUGACACGGCAGGGGUUAACUCAUGAAGGCAGCCCCCCACUCCCAUGGGGACGGAGGGAGAAGGGGGUUCUCCAAGCUUGACCCCCGCAUCUCCCCUGAAAUGUUCGCUUUCAAGCAACCAAAAUAGGACAGCGUGACUCUAUUUAACUCUUUGCAGGUUUAGACCCUGGAAGGUGUCGAUGCCUGUGACACCCACCUCCCCACGCCCAGCCCCCUGCCCCACCCUCCAGAAGGAGCUGGCCCCUGUGCACCUUCCCACUGCCCAACAGGGAGGGGAUCCUUGCGCCAGAGAGGGGGCAGCGCCGACAGCGGAUCUCAACAUGUUCUUCUCACUACUGGCCUCUGAGGCUGCCCCGGGGCCAUCUGGGGGCCCCCCACCCUGAGACAGACCACAGGUGCCUUUCCGCAGACCUGGACUUUGCCGAGGGAGCUGGAGCCGGCUUGCACCCUCGAAGCAGAAAUAUUUUUGUAAGGUUUUGGGACAGGGAGGGAGCAUGAAGUAUGAGGAAAACUUGAAUCCCAGAUUUUUAAUGCAAAGUAUUUAUCGUUUGUACCAGAAAUAAAAGUUUAAAUUUUUA